CGGGGUCCCUUGCUAUGCCUUUAGCCUACGCCCCGAGCGCCUUGCGGCUCCAUGGAGAGGAGAAUCUUCUUUUAAAAGAAAAACAUGUUGCAGAUACACUUGAAACUUCACCCCUUCCGUUUUCCAUCAUCCCUGAAGAAACUGGACUCAAUUCAAAAUGGUCUGAAGAACAGCAGCCCUUGAGAGCCAUUGCAUCAUGACCCCAGACAGAGAGCCUGCUGUCAGAAACCUUCGCUUUGUUUGUAUCAUUGUGAUCUUGAUAGCUGGAUUCAUACUCCAGGUUUCUGAUGAAAAUGAACUUACAGUUGACAUGGCAAAAGUAGGCCUGACUCAGGUUCCGAAAGACCUGCCACCAAGAACCGAAGUCUUAGAUAUAUCUCAAAACUAUAUAUCUGAGCUUCAGCUCUCUGACAUCAGCUCUUUGUCAGGACUGAAAGUUUUACGACUUUCCCACAAUAGAAUCCAGAGACUUGAUUUUAGUGUUUUCAAGUUCAACCAGGACCUGGAAUAUUUAGAUUUAUCUCACAAUCAAUUGCAGAAGAUAUCUUGCUACCCUGUUGUGGGUAUUAAGCAUUUAGAUCUCUCAUUUAAUGAUUUUGAUGCUCUGCCCAUCUGUACGGAAUUCAGCAACUUGACACAAUUACAUUUCUUAGGAUUAAGUGCUACGAAGUUCCAGCCAUUAGAUCUGCUACCAAUUGCUCACUUGCAUCUAAAUUCCAUUCUUCUGGAUUUAGGAGGUUAUUAUGUUAAAGAAAAUGAGUCAGAAAGUCUUCAAAUUCUGAAUACAAAAUCACUUCACUUUGUUUUUCACCCAGAGAGUUUAUUCUCUGUCCAAGUGAACAUAUCAGUUAAUACUUUAGGGUGCUUACAGCUGACAAAUAUUAAACUGAAUGAUAAGAACUGUCAAGUCUUCAUUAAAUUUUUAUUGGAACUCACUAGAGUUCCAACAUUACUGAACUUUACUCUCAAACACAUCGAAACAACUUGGAAAUGCUUGGUUAGAGUUUUUCAAUUCCUUUGGCCCAAACCUGUGGAAUAUCUUAAUAUUUACAAUUUAACAAUAGUUGAAAGCAUUGAACAAGAAGAUUUUACUUAUUCUGAAACAACACUGAAAGCAUUGAAAAUAGAACAUAUUAAAAAUCAAGUUUUUAUCUAUUCACAGACAGCAUUAUACACAGUGUUUUCUGAGAUGAACAUUAUGAUGUUAACCAUAUCAGACACCAAUUUUGUUCAUAUGCUUUGUCCUCGGGCACCAAGCACAUUUAAGUUUUUGAACUUUACCCAGAAUGUGUUCACAGAUAGUGUUUUCCAAAAUUGUUCCACUUUAGUGCAACUGGAGACACUUAUCUUACAAAAGAAUGGAUUAAAAAACCUUUAUAAAGUAUCUCUAAUGACAAAGAAUAUGUCAUCUUUGGAAUUACUGGAUGUUAGCUGGAAUUCUUUGGAAUCUCAUAGACUUGAGGAAAAUUGUACUUGGGUUGAAAGUAUAGUGGUGUUAAAUUUGUCUUCAAAUACACUCACUGACUUGGUUUUUAGAUGUUUGCCUCCCAAGGUCAAGGUACUUGAUCUUCACAAUAACAGAAUAAUGAACAUCCCUAAAGAUGUCACCCAUCUGGAAGCUUUGCAAGAACUCAACGUAGCAUUCAAUUCUUUAGCCGACCUUCCUGGGUGUGGUACCUUCAGCAGCCUUUCUAUACUGAUCAUUGAGCAUAAUUCGGUUUCCCAGCCAUCAGCUGAUUUCUUCCAGAGUUGCCAGAAGAUUAAGUCAAUCAAAGCAGGGAACAACCCUUUCCAAUGUACAUGUGAGCUAAGAGACUUCGUCCAACAUCUAGACCAACUACCAAGAGAGGUGGUAGAGGGCUGGCCUGAUGCCUAUAACUGUGACUACCCAGAAAGCUAUAAGGGAACCCCACUAAAGGACUUCCAUGUGUCUCCAUUAUCCUGUAACACAGGUCUGCUGAUUGUCACCAUUGGGGCCAUCGUGCUGGUGUUGGCUGGUACUGUGACCUUCCUCUGCCUGUACUUGGAUCUGCCCUGGUAUCUCAGGAUGGUGUGUCAGUGGGCCCAGACUCGGCACAGGACUAGGAAUGUCCCCUUGGAGGAACUCCAAAAAACUCUCCAGUUCCAUGCUUUUAUUUCAUACAGUGAACAUGAUUCUGCCUGGGUGAAAAAUGAACUAAUACCUUGCCUAGAAAAAGAAGAUAUACAGAUCUGUCUCCAUGAGAGAAACUUUGUUCCUGGCAAGAGCAUUGUGGAAAAUAUCAUAAAUUGUAUUGAGAAGAGCUACAAGUCCAUCUUUGUUUUGUCCCCCAACUUUGUCCAGAGUGAGUGGUGCCAUUAUGAGCUCUACUUUGCCCACCACAAUCUCUUUCAUGAAGGGUCUAAUAACUUAAUCCUGAUCUUGCUGGAACCCAUCCCACCCAAUAGCAUUCCCAGGAAGUAUCACAAGCUGAGGGCUCUCAUGACACAGCGUACUUACUUGGAAUGGCCCAUAGAAAAGAGCAAACGUGGACUUUUUUGGGCUAACAUCAGAGCUGCUUUUAACAUGAAUUUAACACUAGUCACUGAAAAUGAUGAUGUGAAAAUUUAAAGUCAGGAAAUCCAAAUUAAGAAACAACCAUUAACUUGAACUCUGAUGAACAUUAUGGUUUUUCUAGCUCCUAUCUGGACAUGCUUCCAUAUCCUCAAAGUCUUUGAGGAAGACACAAUGAAAACCUUCUUUCAACUUAGCUGGGGUAUUAGGUUUGGGGUGGGAGUGAAGGCGAUGUUCAUUUUGCCAAUUAGAGACAGCUUAGUCUGUCUCUUCCUGUUUACUCCCUGUUUUCACAUUGAAACGUUAUUUUGAGUAAAUGCUCAUUCAAAAAUCUUUCUUCCCCAGUCUCCUUUCCCAAAUUUCCCAAAUGAAAGAGGGAAAGGAGACUGUGGGCAGAAAAUGGCAUGGCUUCAUGUCAGCAAAAUAGGAAUCAGCCUCAGAACUGUAUACUCUGGUCCUUGGAGCAUCCUCUGAAUCCUCAUUGGACUCUGGGUAAGUUUUAUCAUCCUAAGCUUUGGGGCUUAGGAAAAAUAUUAGACAAGUUAUGGAAUAUAAGAGAGCAUUUUUUCUACAUUUGAGUACUAGUUUAUUAAUUUUUUGACUCUGCCACACAAAUAUGUAAUUAACCAUUGGAAACUCAUGGCAUAAUAAUAUAUGUAUAUAAAAGGAAAUUUGGCCUUCAGUUUUAGGCUGUUGACAUGAAAGACUUGGGUAUACUUGCUUGCCAAAGAAACUGAGAGUCAAAUUUAUGUGUAACUGGAUAUCAAAUGGGGUUUUUCUUGUAGUCUUAGUAUUUUGCCUAAAGCCCAAAACCAACAAAAGGCAAUAAAUGCUCCCAUAUUUCACACACAUAUAUGAGACACAGCCAGGCUGGACUUCCUAAAAGAGCAGAAAAGAGCUAGUAAUUAUUAGUCCACAUUGCCAUCUCCAGAAGACUCAAUUCAAAAGGUUGAUUUAGAGAGUCAUUAAGUGGAGACUCCAAAACAUGGUGAGAUUGCUUUGAAUUCUCCAAAAGGCAAGCGAGAGGGACUCCAAGCAUGGUAGGAAAGUAGUCUGGCAUUCCCCUCCUGGAACAGGAGUGUAAGAUCCAUGCAUCAGGGAAGGUGUGAUGUGAGAGCUCUUGGCAUUGUCAAGAGCUUGACAAGCACCUCCUGGAGUUUGGGGUGCGAAUGGGCAUUGUGGACAAAGGGACUGGUAAAUAGUUCUUGGUAAAUAUAGGUGCUGCAUAAGUAUUCAUUGUUGAAUGAAGAGAUGUGUGCCCUCUCCUUGCAAAGGUCUGGGAACUGCUGGAACAUAAGAUGGCAGAGAUGACCAAGGUAAAGUAAAGCAAUUGGUUACACUCCUUCCUCCCUUCACUGAAAGGAAGGUCUGAGCUAGGGAAAAGGAUGAGUUUUGAAUGAGUUUUUGAGUGUGAAUUGCUGUUAACUUGAAUUCAUCCUGAUCCUUUAAUCCUGAUAUAGAAGUACAAUUACAAAAAUGAGACUUGAGAAUUAUUAGAAUGUAUGGGAUCUUCCCAAGAUCAGGUGUUGUGGAGGAAGAUCGGGUGCAACCUGGUCGUGAGACAAUAGCUAGAGAGAAAAACCAGGUUCUUUCCUUCUGGAUUUUAUUCAUUCAAGAAGCCAGUUUCAUAAUGAACGAAUCACUGUAAAGAAAUAAAUCUUAAUGAAAUUUCAGUACUCCUCUCUGUCUACAUUAGCUCUCCCUUGCUUUUUUGGAGAACACUUUUUUUCCUUCAUAGGCCCUGGUCCAAAUGGAAAAUUCUUCCUCCGCUACUGUUGAACUGUUUCCUAGACUAACACCAACCAACACCACCAACAAAAACCUGUGGCACAGAUUUUAAAUGAUUGAACUUUUUAAAUGUUAUCAAUAUGUUUUCCACAAAAUUUGUUGACAUUAAAAUAUAGAAUCGUAAUAUUUUUAAAAAGAAUUAAAGUCUACACUUUUGUGAUGUAUGAACACACACACCUAUGAAAGGUUUAUCAUAAGGGAUUCAUUUCUUUUUAGAUAAAGAUUUCUUUCUCCAUGAAUCUUCUACUUCCACUUGAAUUCUGGUUGCAAACACCAGGUGCCAACUGAGAAAAAGGGUAUUUAUUUCAAAAAUAUAGUGUUAUCUCAGAACCCAAAGGCAGGGACAGAGCUGAGCUCUGAGAAAGUUGGAAAGCGGAGUGAUCAACUGCCCAAACUUUCUCUCCAUCUCCAGUGUCUCCAACGGGAACGAGAUGACUGUGGUGGGUUGGGUAUAAGGGCAGAGGAGAGGGAAUGGGAUUGCCUUUCCUGUAACAAUUACUGAGAAGGGCAGUGGAUUGUUCUCUAGGGCCGCCAUAACAGAAUACUGCAGACCGGGUGGUUUAAAUAACAGUUUUCUCACAGUUCUAGAGAUUAGAAGUCUAAAAUAAACUUCUGUGCCAGAAGGGUUGGUUUCUGGUGAGACCUCUCUUCCUGGCUUUCAGAUGACUACCUUCUUUCUCUGUCCUUACAGGUCUCUUCUCUGUGUGCACACAUCCCUGGUGUCUCUUCCUCUUCCUAUAAGGACACUAUUCAUAUUGGAUUAGGGUCCCAUCCUAGGACCUCAUUUAACCUUAAUCACCUCUUUCUGGGCCCUGUUUCCAAACACAGUCACAUUCUAAGGUACUGGGAGUUAAGGCUUCAAUAUACAAAUUUAGUGGGGGCACAAUUCAGUCCAUAACACGGUUACACAGAUAAAUUGAAAAAUGUUGUGACAGAGAUUAUUAUUCAUCACCAAUAAUUGCCAUCCUCUUGUGUGAUACUAGAUGGCUCCAGUUUUAUCAGGACACCUGACAACCCAGCUGGAGGCUACGUUUCCCAGCAUUCCUUAUAGCUUCAUGUGGACGUGUGACCGAACUCUUAGCAAUGGGAUGGAACUGGAAACUCUGUGCCACUCUGGGUCAUGUCUGUAAGAAAGAUCAGUGUGGCUUCCUCUGUCAUUUCCACUUUGCCAUUUGAUGAAAGGGAAGAACUGGAAAAGCCAUUUAGAACCUAGAGGUGAAAGUCACAUAUUGAGGAUGUGCUCUUCAUUCUGUCAUCUCUCACUACCCAGGCCAGUCUCUCAGCACGUCCUGGACUGCUCAGCUCUGUUAUGAAGAGAGAAGUAAACUUCCAUCUAUUUAAGACGUUUUGGAUUCCUUUGAUACAGCCUCUUAGUCCAUACCCUUAAGAAUUCGGCCAUCUGCAGCAGAAUAAUGGUACCGCUUUCUCUGACACCCCCCCCUCCCGUGUGGACCUACUAUGAGAGAACAGUGUGCUUGUUCCCUGCAAACUUGGGCAGAGCAUCCAUCAGUCUGAGGCACCAGGAUCAACCUGUGCUGCUGCAAAGCCUCCUGUGGCCUCCUUGCUCUUACUCUUGCCUCACACAUUUUCAAAUAGCAAUUGGAGUCAGUUUUUAGAUGUAAAUUACGUGAGGCCAUUCCCAGAGGCCAUUCCCAUGAAAACCUUCUAAUGAACCUCUCUUUGCAGUUGGAGUUGAGUCAAACUGUGGGAUGCUAUCAUGAUCUGCCUCCUACCUCUCUCCACGUCCCCUCUGCUUCUACUCCAGUCCAGUUGCCUUCUGGCUGACCCCCCAGUGCAUCACACUGGUUCCCCACUGUGUCACCAUUACACCUGGCCAUGCCACUUCCCCUGCUGAGAUUAGUCUCCCUGAAUAGCUUAGCCUGUCCUCAUCGUUCAAAUCCCAAUGUCACCUCCAGAGGGCCUCCGUCCUUCUAAAGCAGCCGGCCUCCGGUCACUGUGGGGUCCUUUUCUCCUGUUCAUUUUCUUCGCUGCACAUCACUCUGCAAUUAUCUUGUUUACUUGUUUACCUGUUUUCUCAGUUUCCCUCCACCGAAAUGCAAACUGCAGUUAAAUGGGAACCUUCUCCAUGUGUUCACUGCUUCUUUCUGGUGCUGAGUGGACAGUGCAUCGUCCGUGGUAGAUACACAGUCAAAACCUGGCAGAAGGAGUUGCCCUGACUGGUCACAACAUCUUUAAAGUCCUCAAUGCAAACGUGGCUCUGUGGACUACAGCAGGGGCGGCCCUGGUGGUGUUUGAGCUGCCCUGCUGGUGGACUGGUCCCCCAGGCUACCAAGAGAGUUGCCCUUGACCUUGGACACCUGUAGCAUCUCUGCUGGGGUGUCCCCAGGCUUGUCUCCACAGGCCAUUUGCUGAGGUGAGAGGACCCCAGGUUUAACCUGAUGUUGGGAGAAAGGAACACUUCCUGCAGAGACUGGGCAAUGCGUCCCACACCCGGGUGAGGCCUACACCCCAUGCCAGGCACCUGCAACUCCUUCUGUCUUCGUGGAACAAGCCCUUCUGUUGAGGCGGUUGUAAAAGUGACCCUGAUUCGAUCAGUACAUAUGCUGUAUACCUGUGUAGAAAUAUUACACUGUACCUCUUAAAUAUAUACAAUCAUUUCAUGUCAAUCAAAAUUUUAAUAAAUGUGUAUUCCAGCAUCCCUAAUAGAUUUUAAAUGUUCUCACCACAAAGUAAAGAUAAGUAUGUGAGGGGAUGGUAUGUUGAUUAGCUUGAUUUACCCAUUUAACAGCGUAUACAUGUACCACAGCCAUUAUACCCCUAAACAUGUAAAAUUAUUUUAAAUUAAAAAUAAAA
Molecule: messenger RNA, 7135 nt
Organism: Sciurus carolinensis (gray squirrel)
Lineage: Eukaryota; Metazoa; Chordata; Mammalia; Rodentia; Sciuridae
Gene: Tlr6
Product: toll like receptor 6
Exons: 3
Coding region: 197-2590 (797 amino acids)
Biological process (GO): inflammatory response; immune response; toll-like receptor signaling pathway
Cellular component (GO): membrane; Toll-like receptor 2-Toll-like receptor 6 protein complex
Molecular function (GO): Toll-like receptor 2 binding; lipopeptide binding; transmembrane signaling receptor activity
Source: RefSeq, a predicted model, not a curated record